AUGGCUGAACAAUUCUGGCAACAAACGUUUGCCGACUUGGAAACCUCCUCAUAUCCUGUGCUCCCUGAUGUGGCGUAUCACCCAUCUAUUACAAAGAUAGUUGACCAUGGAGUUGACCGAUUUGACUGCGCGACUGGCUCUGAUAGCCCAUAUACCCUGUCGACCAGAAUACAGGCGGCCUGGGCAUUGCUCCUGGCUCAGUAUGCCAAUACCCAAGAUGUGGUAUUUGGAACGAAUAUGAAUCCCUUGCGAGAAAGUCCAACCCUGCAAGAUAUCCUUCCCUUGCGAGUGCCGAUCAACUGGGAAUACGAUCUGGUGCAAUGGCUGCAGGCAAAUCAGUCCCGAGUAGCGGCGAUGCAGGGGGUCCAGCCCUAUAUGGGCCUGGAUGGAAUUCAAUCAUGUAGUUCAGAAUCGAAAGAGGCUUGCGACUUUCGAACAUCAAUUGUGAUUCGAGAUGCCGAGCCAGAAAUCUACGAGAAAAAUCAUCCUUCCUCCACCGCGAGGACCCUCCGCACAAAUUCACUAGCUCUGAUAGUCGAGUGUUUUCCAUCGAUCCCUCAUCAGAGCUUACUCCUGCGAUUCCACAUUGAUGAGGCAAUCAUAGACGAUGCACAGGCCCAAAGAAUGGGCCUCCAGCUCAGUCAUCUAAUCCGCCAGCUUUGCCACCCUGCUCUGCACCAACAGCAAAGCUCAAUUGGAGAUCUCGAUACUCUCUGCGAUGAAGAUAAAGCACUUAUUUGGAGAUGGAAUGGGUCUAGACCCAGGCUGGUCAACUGCUGCGUCACCGAUAUCUUUGCCUAUCAGGCCCGGCGACGCGGCCAUCAUCCUGCUGUUCACGCAUGGGACGGAGAGCUGAGCUAUGCCCAGCUCGACGAGAAGUCAACUCAACUGGCCGCAUGGUUGAUCAAAAAUAAAAUUGCGGGUCCGGGACUCAUCGUCCCUCUUUGUUUUGACAAGACAGUGUGGACGACUAUCACUCUCUUAGCCGUCGCAAAAACAGGAGGUAUCUUCAUCAUGCUGGACCCGCAUCAGCCUUUUGGCCGCUUGGAGGGUAUCAUGCAGCAAAUUCAAGCAACUACAAUCCUUGCACGGCAUGAUACGGCCAAGUUGGCUCGCUCACUGAGCGAAGGCACUAUUAUUGUGGAUGAGGAGCUUCUUCAACCCAACAGCGACAUCUCGCCCGCCGAGAUCCCUGUACUCUGCGGCAAGAUUGCUCCAUCGGACAAACUAUACAUCGUGUUCACGUCUGGCAGCACGGGAAUGCCUAAAGGCGUCACCAUCUCACAUGCCAACCUUUGUACUGCUGUCGGACACCAGGCGCGGGCGCUCGGCUUCGAUACUGGAGUCCGUACCUUUGACUCCUCAUCAUACAGCUUUGAUGCCUAUGUAUGCAACACCUUUCACACCAUCCUCACUGGGGGCUGUUUGUGUGUCCCGUCCGACAACGACCGAAUCAACAACUUGCAAUCAGUACUGCAGUCGAUGGAGGUCGAGUUUGUACAACUCACCCCUUCUACCUCCCGUCUUUUGGACCCACACAAGCUCCCACGCUUGCGCACUCUCAUCCUGACAGGAGAGAAGAUCAACCGCAACGUACUUGAACCUUGGCUGGAAACACGGGGUCGAGUGCGCGUCAUCAACGCUUAUGGACCAUCUGAGUGCACUAUUAUGUGCGCGGCGAACCGCAACAUCAACUGUGUUAAAGAUGCAGAGAGCGUCGGGUUUCCACUAGGCGCCAACCUUUGGAUUGCUGAUAUUCAUAAUAUUAAUCGUCUCGCACCAGUUGGCGCGGUCGGUGAGCUACUUAUUGAUGGUCCAAUCAUCGGUCAGGGGUAUUUCGGUGAUGAGCGUAAGACCCAGGACUCACUUGUCAACGUACCCGGUGGGUAUUUACCAGGCGUUGCGUUGGCCCCAGACAGCCCGAUCUUCCGUACCCGGGACUUGGCGAGGUAUAACAGAGAUGGAUCAAUCUCAUUCAUUGGCCGCGCCGACACACAGAUCAAAAUCAAUGGUCAGCGUGUGGAGGUUGGAGAGGUUGAGUAUCAUGUCGGCCAAUGUCUCCCAGAAGGAGUUAAUGCCGUUGUGGAAGCGGUGGACUGGCCAUCGGGUCAGAAACAACUGCUCGCGUUCAUUCACCUGAGACAGGACAAUGGUUUGCAGCUGGUGCAGUUGAUCAAAAAGUUGGACGAAGGACUAUCAGACCGGUUGCCUCGAUUCAUGAUCCCUUCUGCAUAUUUCCCAUUGCAUACUGUUCCAAUGACGGCGACAGGGAAGACGGAUCGUAAGAGCCUUCUGCGGAUGGCAUUAAUGGCACCGGAUCAGCUACUCAACGUGCACUCUCUGCCGGAAGCAACUGGAGCUUUGCCAGCUCAGGACGCAGACCGACCCAUGACUUCUGUCGAAAUCACACUUCAGCGCCUCUGGAACGAGGUGCUGACUAUAAACACUGACUCGCCUCUUCUACCCUGUGACAACUUCUUUGCCCGAGGAGGGGAUUCACUAGCGGCAAUGCGACUUGUUUCCGCCUUACGACGAGAAGGUUGCAGCAGCAUCAAUGUCGCAGGCAUCUUCCGUCAUCCACGCCUAUGCGAUAUGGCAAUUACAAUGGAUGAGGGUGCUGGGCAGGAACCACCAGAGGAGACGUCGAUGCCAUCAAGUCCGUUCUCCAUGUUACUGGGUGAUGCUCCGGAUGCGAAGUUGAUUGAUUUGGCUCGUGACAACAUCUCCAAGAUCUGCAAGUGCGAACCGAUUGAGAUCGAAGACGUCUUUCCGUGCUCAGCCAUUCAAGAAGAGAUGAUCGUUCUGGGAGCUCGCAAUCCGGAAGAUUUCGUCACCCAGACUGUGGUCGCUUUGCCUUCUGGAAUGGAUCUUUCUCGGUUCCAUGACGCUUGGGAGAACCUCACGCGCUCGUCUCCAAUCAUCCGGACCCGUAUUGUGGAUACAAAAAUGGCCGUAGGGGACAUUGCCGUCAAUUACGAUCAUGCCUUUUCCCAGGUUAUCCUCAGUGGCCCUAUGCAGUGGACUGAGUACUCCGACCUCGAUCAGUGUUUGCAAGCUGAGCGAGGAAACGGAAUGGGACUAGGGGAACCGUUAAUGAGACUCAGCAUUGUUGGACAGCAAAGGUCGCAGCAACAGCACCCCACGCGUCUCCAAGCGGUUUUCACCAUGCAUCAUGCUGUUUAUGACGGGUGGUCUAUGAGCCUGGUAGGUAAAACCUUAGCCCAAGAGUACUACAAUCCAGGAGACUCAAAGGUGUUAGACGAUGGCAUCCUCCCAUAUCGCAACUUUAUCCAGCAUUUGCACACUUCGGAUCCUAGUUUGGCCUCCCGUUUCUGGAUGCGCUAUUUGAAAGAUAUUCACCUGCGUCCGUUCCCCACUCUUCCGGUUCCAAACUACAGGCCGCAUGCCACAGCCCUGCAAGAGCGCAUUGUUUUUGGAAUUGAAUGGACCAAGGCCACAGGUAUUACCGCGAGCACCAUUGUGCAAGCCGCCUGGGGAAUGGUAUUGUCUAAGCAUUCUUGCGCCAGCGAGGUCGUCUUCGGAGCGACGCUUCUGGGUCGACAAAUUCCCUUAGCUGGGAUUGAGCGAGUAGUGGGACCUACCAUCGCUACAGUUCCGAUCCGAGUUGUGGUAGACUGGGAUGGACAGAGCGCUCUAGACAUCCUCCAGGGCGUGCAGAACCAGGCCGUGGAGAUGAUUCCAUUCGUCCACUACGGCAUCAAACGCAUUCGCCAGCUGGGCUACGACAUGCUGCGCGCUUGUCAGUUCCAGACCUUCCUUGUUGUCCAGCCAGUCUCUCAGUCAGAGGUCCCAUCGAUGGAGAACGCCUUGUUCAAUCUGGCUGACGGUCGAGACGACAUCCAGGCCUUCAAUACAUACGCCAUUAUGGUUGAUUGUGAGCUAGGUCGCGACGGAUUCCAUCUUCGUGCAAGCUUUGAUGAGACAGUCCUUGGGGAGGAUAAGGUUCAACAGAUGCUGAGCGAUAUGGAGCACAUCGUGAGGUCUCUCAUAACCGAGUCAGAGAAUCCUAUCAAGCUCAGGGAGAUGGGAAUCUUGUCAGAUGAGGAGCACACUCAUAUUGUCAGUUUCAAUCAGCAGGGACAGAGCUCCCAAAUGAUGGAAAUUGAGUCAUGCAUCAAGGACUCUUUACCAGAACAAAUCGUAGAUGCUGCAGUGGAUAUUUUCGAGCUCCUGGGUCUCUCAAAACAGCUUUUGGCCUACGUUUGUCUAGCACGAGGCCAAGUUGGAUCUUCCCAAUCCAACAUGGUCCUCGGCAAGUUGAUGGAACAACUUAGUGAAAAGCUACCGCCACACAUGAUACCAUCUCUAUUCCUCCCUGUUUCCAAGAUGCCGAGGUUGACCUCGGGAGAACUCGACCACGAUGAAUUGAGGCGCAUCGCAAUGCAAAGUCCCGCAGAUCAGAUAUUAAAUCGCAAUACCCUGACAUCGUUAUGGACAAGCAACAAUGAUCCUCCAAGAACCCAGCUAGAGAUUCUCUUACAAUCCCUGUGGGCUGCCACGUUAGGAGUGGAAAAGUCCAUGAUCAACAGGCACACCUCGUUCCUUGCCUUGGGUGGCGAUUCUCUCAGAGCGAUGCAGCUCGUCGCAGCUGCCCGAAAAGAAGGGUACUUACUGUCAGUUGCUAAGGUAUUGCGCACCACUCGUCUGUCAGACAUGGCUGCCAAGGCACUGGAGCCCUUAGGAGGAAUACAGUCUUUGCUUUCAGAUACUGUUGAACCUUUUUCAUUGCUUGAAAAGAACGUCAGCAAAGAAGCCCUCGCGAAGGCCUGCAAUAGUCAUCUAGACGAGAUCGAAGAUGCGUAUCCGUGCUCACCAAUUCAGGGCAUGAUGAUGGUGCAUACUGCUCGCCGCCCUGGAGAGUUCGUCUCGCAGGGCUACAUUCAUCUCCCGGCGCAUGUUGAUAUUGCCCGAUUGAAAUCAGCUUGGUUUGAGGUGAUCGCUGCGAAUCCAAUACUUCGCACACGUAUCGUGGAAUUUGCAGGACAAGGGCUGCUGCAGGUCAUCACAAAGACCCUCCCUAUUUGGGUAGAGUAUGAUACCCUGGACGAGGUGCGGCAACUGCCUGUUGGUCUGGGAGACCACCUGCUCUGGUUCGCACUGGUGAAAUCCCAGGUUGAGUCCACAACGGGGGGUCUGACUCUGCGACUCUGA
This is a messenger RNA of Penicillium samsonianum, 5172 nucleotides long. RefSeq lists its product as uncharacterized. Gene Ontology annotation, biological process: amino acid activation for nonribosomal peptide biosynthetic process; secondary metabolite biosynthetic process. Lineage: Eukaryota; Fungi; Ascomycota; Eurotiomycetes; Eurotiales; Aspergillaceae. The record is from RefSeq and is a predicted model, not a curated record. Gene Ontology annotation, cellular component: cytoplasm. Gene Ontology annotation, molecular function: catalytic activity; phosphopantetheine binding. The coding region runs from base 1 to 5172 and encodes 1723 amino acids. The transcript has 2 exons.